Clonostachys solani is the source of this 1461-nucleotide messenger RNA. The record is from the annotation of a GenBank genome assembly. Lineage: Eukaryota; Fungi; Ascomycota; Sordariomycetes; Hypocreales; Bionectriaceae.
AUGAACGCGUUAUCCACUGCGGCUAGAGCCGACACGGCCAACGAAGCAUCAUGGUCCAACAUACCCACGAAGCUGCUCCUGGCCGAGCUCCAGAGGCGCAAUGACCAAGCCAACGGCGACGCCCAACCGCAAAAACCAGAAUGUGGUUCCCGAGAUAGGGGCUGGUAUGAUAUGCCAGCACAUGUGUUUGCCCUGUUCCUUAUCUUGAUCAUCAGCACCAUCAGUGAGAUAACCCCUUCCUUAUCCAAACUCUUCAAUAUGACAGCGAUGCUAAAGAUUGAUCUUGCUCUUUUAGGCUGCGGAUUUCCCAUUAUAUCGAGACGAACGGCCAGCGGAGGCCGGCGAAAGAGCAUCAUAUUUUACUGCCAGCAUAUCGGAACCGGAGUUUUGCUUGCGACGGCAUUCGUGCAUCUACUUCCCAUGGCUUUCGAUUCCUUAACCGAUCCUUGUUUACCAGACUUUUUCAUAAAGGGCUACAGACCGUUGCCAGGAUUCAUCUCCCUGGUAUCUGCUAUUUUGGUUGUUGGCGUAGAGUCUUACCUCACUGCUCGUGGCGCAGGCCACUCGCACUCCCACCACGAGUACUGGGAGGAGGGUGAGGAAGGGGCCCAAGGGCCGCAAAUUCAGCUACAAGAAACCAUUGGGCUGUCGAGAAGCAGAGCUGGGAGCCACCGUCCAGGGAACCUAUCGCUGGGUGAUAGCGAAGCUCAAGGCCUUGUGGCUGGGGUAUCUCCGCUUCCGGAGUCUACGCCAACGGGACAGAACGGCAAUGCUGGGAAGCGCAAACCGCACAUAGUGGACGAAUCAAACGAUGAGGAUUCCGACUUGGAUCUGGAUAUGGAUGAACUUGAUCCUGCGCCACCCGGCGAACGCCACAACGGUCAAUAUGCGUCGCUCAACCGACCCAGAUCAUCAGCACAGGACGACCUCAUGACUCCAAACCCCACGGUACCUAUGACCGCAGAAGAGCAACACAGACAGGUCCUGCAAUGUCUGCUUCUCGAGGCUGGCAUCCUCUUUCAUAGUGUUUUCAUUGGAAUGGCCAUUUCAGUUGCCACCGGCCCCGCCUUCGUAGUCUUCUUGGUCGCUAUCAGCUUCCACCAAUGCUUCGAGGGACUCGCUCUUGGUAGCCGUAUCGCUGCUAUCCAAUUUUCGAAGAGAUCUUUCCGGCCUUGGUUGAUGGUACUAGCAUACGGCCUCACAACACCUAUCGGCCAAGCCAUCGGACUGAUUGUUCACAAACUAUAUGACCCUCAAAGCAUGGCCGGCUUGCUCGUUGUAGGCUUUAUGAAUGCCAUCUCAUCGGGAUUACUGCUCUAUGCCGGUCUAGUUCAACUGCUGGCAGAGGAUUUCUUGACCGAGAAGAGCUACAAGGUUCUCAAGGGAACCAAGCGCUUGCGAGCAUAUCUGGCCGUAUGUUGCGGAGCUUUGAUGAUGGCCAUAGUGGGCGCAUUUGCAUAA